UGUCUCAGAAUAGUUUAGACACACACUCACAAAAUAUUCAUCUUUAGUAAUUUGCUCUCUCUACCUUCUUCAAACUCAGUUGCACAAUAUCCUUUUUUUAUCACUUAUCAUGGCUUCUAGUUCUUCAUCAACAACUCCCUGCAAAUAUGAUGUUUUUAUUAGUUUUAGAGGCAAAGAUAUCCGUAAGCGUUUUCUGUCCCAUCUCUUUGUUGCUUUGGAGCGAAAACAAAUCAACGCCUUCUUGGAUGAAAACCUUGAUAAAGGAGAAGAUAUCUCACCAGCUCUCUUGAAAAUAAUCCAAGAGUCAAGUCUCUCAAUAGUCAUUUUUUCUGAAAAUUAUGCAGAUUCUCCAUGGUGCUUGGAUGAGCUUGUGAAGAUACUCGAAUGCAAGGAAACUUUAGGACAAAUGGUCCUACCAGUUUUUUAUGAAGUAGAUCCAACUGACGUUCAAGAGCCGAGAGGAAAAUUUAAGGAGGCAUUUGAUAUUGCUAAGCGUGGAGAACAAGUUAAAGGCAGUUUACAAAAGGUGGACAAAUGGAAGCAUGCUUUAAUGGAAGUAAGCAACUUAUCAGGAUGGGAUUCACGAGAUAAGUAUGAGUCCAAAUUGGUUGAGGAAAUUGUCAAUGAUGUUUUGAAGAAACUUAGUCAUAUGUCUAAAAGUGAUGAUUCUUAUGAUGGCAACUUGAUUGGAAUUGAAUCGCGUGUGGAAAAAGUAGAACGGUUGUUAAAUGAUAAGCAAGUUGUAGGAAUUUGGGGGAUGGGAGGCAUUGGUAAAACCACAAUUGCAAAAGAAGUAUUUCAUCGAAACAAGAAUAAAUUUGAUGCUUGUCACUUUGUUGACAAGCAACCAUUAUGUGAAGAAGCAUUAAAUAGCAGAAGCAAGAUAUUCACUGUUUAUGAUGAUGUAAAUGAUCCUAUCCGUUUAAAAAGUUUAGCAAAAAAAUGGGAUUCAUACGGUGAGGGAAGUAGAAUCAUUGUAACUAGUAGAGACUUGCAAGUACUUAAAAAUGUUUGUUCAAGUGAAUGCAUAUAUGAGGUUGAGCAAUUAUGUAACUCUGAAGAUCUUGAACUCUUUAGCUUGCAUGCUUUCAAACAAAAUAAUCCCAAGGAGGGAUUUGUGGAGCUAUCAAAGAAAGUGAUAACCUAUGCUGGAGGCAAUCCAUUAGCUCUUAUAGUCUUGGGAUCUCAUUUAUUUGAUAUGGAGAUAGAAGAAUGGAAGAGUGAAUUGGAAAAUUUGAAAGGUCAAUCUCUUAAGAAUAUUCAAGAUGUUUUGAGAAUAAGUUAUGAUGGGCUAGAGAGGAAUGAAAAGAAAAUAUUUCUUGAUAUUGCAUGUUUCUUCAAAUGGAACCCAAAAGAUGAUGUUCAGAAAAUGUUAAAAGCAUGCGGUUUCUUUCCAGAAGGUCCAAUACGUCGCCUAAUUAAUAAAUCUCUCAUGAGUACCACUUUUGAUGUCGUAUAUAUGCAUGACUUGAUAGAGCAAAUGGGCAAGGAUAUUGUCAAUGAGGAAUGUGAACAGCCUGGAGGACGCAGCAGGUUGUGGAAUUAUGAAGAUAUUAGUCAUGUAUUAACGACGGAUACGGGAACUGAAAAUGUUGAAGCCAUAUUACUUAACAUGCAAAACAACGGUAAAUUGGAGGUAAGUUCCACGGCCUUCAUGAAGAUGUGCAAUCUUAGAUUCCUAAAAGUCGGGGAUGAUUCCACAGUAGGCGAAGUGCUCCUUCCUAACAGCUUGGAAUUUCUUCCACAAAAGCUAAGAUAUCUUUACUGGAUUAAUUAUCCUCUAGAGUCUUUGCCAUUAGAGUUUUGGCCAAAGAAUCUUGUACAGCUUCAUAUGCCUUUUAGCAACCUCAGACAACUGUGGGAUGAAGAUAAGCCUCUUGGAAAUUUGAAAUUAAUGGACCUCAGCAACUCUAUUUACCUGACCAGGAUUCCAAACUUGUCUAGUGUUGCCCCAAAUCUUGAGUUUUUAUAUUUGGAAGCAUGUUUGAGUUUGGUUGAAAUUCCCUCUCUUCAAAAUCUGAGCAAGCUUACCGUACUAAAUCUAUGUUGGUGCCUUGAGGUCACAGAUUCUCCAGAGGUUCCUUGUAAUAUAAGGAUUUUAACUUUAGAUGGAACUGCAAUAGAACAACUGCCCUCAUCAAUUGAGCAUCUAUCUCAGCUUGUCAAAUUGUCCUUGAAUGAGUGUAUAGAAGUAGUGAGUCUUCCAAGCGGCAUUUGCAAAUUGAAACAUCUUGAAGAACUCUCUCUCUAUGAAUGUUCAAGCCUCGUUAGUAUUCCUAGCAGCAUAGGUGAGUUGAAAUGUCUUAAAGAACUUUGUCUCGAUGAAUGCUCAAAUUUGACAAGUCUUCCAGAAAGCAUCAAACAACUUCCAAAGUUGAAACGACUUAAUUUAAGAGAUUGCAAGAGUCUAAGAUGUUUACCAGAGCUUCCAUCAUGCUUAGAAUACUUACAUGCAUCAGAUUGCAUCUCUCUGGAAUCUGCAUCAACUUCUUUCCUUUUCUUAGAACAUGAAGAUGAAAGUGAAGAAGCAGAUGAAAGUGAAGCAGCAGAUGAAAAUGAAGAUGCGGAUAUAUGUGAAAGAAAAGAUUUUUGUAAAGAUUGCAAACUUCUUGAUUUUGGUAAUUGCGUUAAUCUGGAUAAGAAUAAAGUUAUGGAGGAUGUAUUGAAAGCACAUCUUUUGGGUCAGAAAGUUAUAUUAUAUAUUGAAGGAGGUGAAGUGCCAGAAGGGAUGAGUUAUAAGAAUAAAAGUGGAUCCUCGCUUUCAUUCAGACUUAACCGUCGUCACUUAAUUGCCUUUUCUUUCUGCGUUGUUCUUCAUCCCACAGAAUAUUAUCGUAAUCCAGACAGCAUUAAAUGCAGAGUGGAUUUCAUAGAUGAAUCUGGAUACAGACAUAGCCGUGAUUUGUUUUUAUAUUACUAUGGGGGUUUGGAUGAGGAUGAUGAUUUGGAUUUUAAGGAUUCACCAGAACACGUAUUGCUUUCGUUCAGUGAUAAUAAAUUCGGCUAUGUUGAUGAAGAGUGUUUCAUUGAGGCCUCAUUUCAGUUCUCCAUUGCAGAUGCCGUGGAGUUAAUUACUGAGUGUGGGGUUCAUCCUAUAUAUAGUAGAAAUAAAAAGAGAAGCAGAAAUGAAGAGCAUUUGGAUGACGAGGAACACCAACGACCUCUUCAAAUAUUAAGAGAAGAAGAAUAAAUUAUGAGGAGGAAGAAAAGCAAGAGGAGGCUUCUUCUUCUUCUUCACUCAAUCUAAAUCUCUCACUAUCUCUUCCUGGUUCCUCUUGAUAAUUCUCUGCGUCCAACCAAAACCUACUCGCUAUCACAACAGCUCUAUCAUCACCUUAUUUGGUUCUUAAGUACAUGCUGCUCCAUAUUAAUCGCCAUUUGAGAAAGUGCUUUAAAUCAUACAUCAACAGGAGGAGAAAAGUUGAAUAAUAUUUUUGUAUAUCCAUAGAAGUGUGAAAAAUACAUCAAUAAUUUGGUUAUAAGAGGAUCAUACAACUCCAACAGCAAAAUGCUCAAAGUCAUCUUCUUGGCAGAAUUUCGCAGAGCUUCAUGGCAACUACAUCAGCUAGAAUCAAUGGAGGAACUUGUUUAAGAAAGAAUCUUGAAUGCUUAUUCUAGCACUUAUUAGCCUAGCAACCAGAUGAUUUCUGAUAGAAGAAGGCUUUAAAGCGGCUUAUGUUUUUCGUGAGGCUUAAAACGUAAACAAAAAUGGCAACGUCUUCCACUAAUUA
Molecule: messenger RNA, 3731 nt
Organism: Hevea brasiliensis (rubber tree)
Lineage: Eukaryota; Viridiplantae; Streptophyta; Magnoliopsida; Malpighiales; Euphorbiaceae
Product: disease resistance protein RUN1
Exons: 6
Coding region: 110-3190 (1026 amino acids)
Biological process (GO): signal transduction; defense response
Molecular function (GO): ADP binding
Source: RefSeq, a predicted model, not a curated record